Cherax quadricarinatus is the source of this 623-nucleotide messenger RNA. NCBI's taxonomy places the organism in Eukaryota, Metazoa, Arthropoda, Malacostraca, Decapoda, Parastacidae. The record is from RefSeq and is a predicted model, not a curated record.
GAGUGUGGGAGUGACCCGCUGUGACUCCGUGACCUGCUGUGACCCCGCCCGCCCCACCAUGGUGCCGCCCCGCCCAUGAGGCCGCCAUGGCUGAAGCUGUGGGCGGCGGCGGCGGGCGGCGUUGGUGGUGGUGGCGGGGGCGGUGGUGGGCGGCGGCGGCGGCGGUGGUGGUGGUGGCGGCGCUCAUGCCGCACAACACCGCCGGCAAUAUUGACCUCUACAUGACCAGCGAGGAGACCAAGCGAGUACUAGGUCUGCCCGCUGAGUUGUACUAUGUGCGGGAGGGUGUGAUCAACAAGUACGCCCUGGAGUUUAUCGUGCCUGUCCCUGCCAACUUCACCUACAUCUACUUCACCUGGAGAAGUCUCAUCAAGCGCCCGGUAGGUGGCUUGGCGAUGCAGUACAUGGCUCAUGUUGAGUACGACAACGGGGAGGCUAUGGCCUUGCCUCAGCUCAACAUCUCCAACAAGGGUCUGGUCCCCGUCCGCCCAGACACCUUCAGCUUUCACUUACCUUUUGACCAGCGAGAAAGAAAACAGCAUCAUGUUGACCAAAGUAAAGAAUGUGUUCUUGUGCGGAUAAGAAACAUGAAUAUAAAAGGAACACUAAUGAAUCCUGUAUAA